Messenger RNA from Thecamonas trahens ATCC 50062, 1077 nucleotides. RefSeq lists its product as uncharacterized. Gene Ontology annotation, biological process: pyruvate decarboxylation to acetyl-CoA. The record is from RefSeq and is a predicted model, not a curated record. The transcript has a single exon. The coding region runs from base 1 to 1077 and encodes 358 amino acids. Gene Ontology annotation, cellular component: pyruvate dehydrogenase complex. Gene Ontology annotation, molecular function: dihydrolipoyllysine-residue acetyltransferase activity. Lineage: Eukaryota; Apusomonadida; Apusomonadidae.
AUGUUCCGCAACGCCCUAGCGACGCGGACGUUCAGCACGGCGGCGGCGGCGUCGCGUCGGCUGCAGCUGCCGUCGGUGGCGGCGCUCGCUGCCCGCAACGGGUGGGACCUUGCUGCGGUCCUGGACAAUGUCGAGGGAACCGGCCACCACGGGACGGUGACCAAGGGCGAUGUGUUGGCGUAUACUGCUGCUGGUGGCGCAUUUCCCGCGGCGAGCGUGUCCGCCAGCCCCAGCGAGGCCGCGGGUGCGAGCUCGGGCGCGGCCGCUGCCGGCUCCUCGCUGGAGCUGUUCUUUGCCUCGCGUGAUGUGGGGCUUGCCACGGGCUUCCGUGUUGUCGACACACCGGCCAAGGCGCUGCCAGAGGCCGACCGGCACGCCGACGUGGCUGUGAGCGGCGCGCAGGCUGCGCAUGCCGCGGCAGCGGUGGCGGCCAAGGCUGCCGCGCCGACCGUCUACGCCACCGCCGCACCCGACGUGCAGCCGGUCGCCGACCUGCUGGGCCUAGACCUGCCGACGCUGCUUGCCGGCGCCGAGACCGGCGCGCCGCUGCCGCCGCGACUGGCGCGGCUGCUGGUGGUUGCCGCUGCUCAAGCGCUCCGCUCGCACCCGGCGCUCAACGCACACUGGGACGACGCGGCCGGCGCGCCGGUCACAUGCCGCGACGUCAACGUCCUCUUUCAUCAUGUCGCUGACCCGCACGGUCCGGUCCGUGUCUCAUCGGCCCUCAUUCCCAAGGCGCAAGCUGCGCCGCUGGCCACCGUCGACCGCAUCGUCGACGACGCUGCGCCGUCAGCCGAGAUGCCGACCUUUGCCAUCGCCUCGCUCACCCCGCUCCCGGUGACGUCGGCCCUACUCUCGGUCCCGCCGCCGGCCGUCGCCGUCCUCUCGCUCGGCACGCUCACGGCGUCGGUCGAGCCGGCAAAGGACCCGACUUCGGGGGCGCUCGCCCUCCGCCGCCGCGAUUCUGUCCAGCUGGCCAUCACCGCCGACGCCCGCGCCGUCGAUGCUGCCGAGCUCAACGCGUUCCUCGACACCCUCACCCGUGCCCUUGCCAACCCCAUCCAGCUCCUGAUGUGA